AUGAAUAAUAUAGUUAAUUUAGAAAGUGAAGCUGAUAUUGCAAAUAGAAAACAAUGUUGCACCCAAGAUAAUUCCUCUUUUUGGAUCAAUAAAGCUAAUUUUUUCUUUAAACAAUCUAGAGAUGUGGUGAAAAUGGCAGUUCUAAAUUUGGAAGAUAAAUUAUUUCUUGAAAAUCCUUAUUUAGAGAUAAAAAGCAAAUUUCAAUUAAUCUUGGAAAACUUAAUUAAAAAUAACCAAAUCAAUGAAAAUAUUUUAUCUCAUAUUAAUAAACUUUCCAAGAUAAAUAACGUGGAUCAUGGAUUUGAAAUUAUAAGUGAGCUAAGUGCCAAAAACUACCAAUCAUUAGAUGAUAUUGAUUCUAUUAUGAUGACUUUUGUACAAAAAAAAAUUGAAAAUAUGUUAAGGUUUUUUAAAGCAAGCUCAACAUUUUGGGAAAAGGAUCACUCAGAGUCAUUUAAAACUGGUUUAAUUUUUCUUCCAAUGAUGUUUAAUCUAUUCUAUGGAAAAUAUAAUAUAAAAACAUCUAAAGAUUUGGAACUUGUAAUCACUGAAAAUGGAAAAAAACAACCUAUAGAAGAUAUCAGAAAAGAAAAGUCAGAUACUGUCAAAUUGUGUGGAGAACUUCAAUACAUGAUUAAUCUUAUAUAUAAGAAAUUGGAAAUUGAGAAGCAGCCAAGAUUCAUGAAUAAAUUUAAAGAAUUUAAAGUUUUUGGUUUAAUAAAAUCUGGUAAAAUCAAUAAUAAUCUAUCUAAUCUUUUUCUCAAUGUAAUAAAAUUGUAA
Molecule: messenger RNA, 780 nt
Organism: Entrophospora sp. SA101
Lineage: Eukaryota; Fungi; Glomeromycota; Glomeromycetes; Entrophosporales; Entrophosporaceae
Source: the annotation of a GenBank genome assembly